GCCGCGGCGGCAGGAGAAGCCCAACCCCCUGCGGGCUGCCAACUUCUGCUCCCGGCUCUUCUUCUGGCAGCAGGAAUGGAGGGAGAUAUGCACAUUUCCCUUAAGUAUGCUGCCUUGCUAAUUAGAUCAGUUUGCCGAGAGGCAGCUGCUGCAAACUCCCUGAGUCCUGGUCUGUCCGCCCUGCUCUAUGGAAGAUGAGGUGGUUGAAUCCUUUAUUUGUUACUGGUCACAAACGAAAGCUUGAAGAAGAUGAUAUGUAUAAAGUGCUGGCUGAAGAUUCAUCAGAGAGGGUUGGAGAGGAGUUGCAAUGGUACUGGGAUAAAGAGGUGCAAAAAGCUAAAAAAGAAGCAAGAACGCCACAUUUAACAAAAGCAAUCCUACUUUGUUAUUGGAAAUCCUAUUUAGCUUUGGGAUUUUUCACAUUGAUUGAGGAAACACUCACAGUAAUUCAACCAGUCUUUUUGGGAAAAAUUAUUAAUUAUUUUGAAGUUUUUGAUCCUCUUGAUACUGCUGCUUUGAAUUUUGCCUACUGCUAUGCAGCUGCUUUGUCUGUGUGUACAUUGAUUUUAGCCAUAACACACCACUUAUACUUUUAUCACGUACAACGGGCUGGCAUGAAAUUGAGAGUAGCGAUAUGUCACAUGAUUUAUCGGAAGGCUCUUCGUCUCAGUAACACAGCUUUGGGAAAAACUACCACAGGUCAAAUAGUAAAUCUUUUAUCAAAUGAUGUGAACAAAUUUGAUCAGGUCACAAUUUUCUUGCACUUUUUAUGGGCUGGACCACUUCAAGCUAUAGCAGUAACUGCACUUCUCUGGAUUGAAAUAGGCCCAUCAUGCUUUGCAGGAAUGGCAAUUCUGAUUAUUCUACUUCCUUUACAAACCUGUAUUGGGAGGUUGUUUUCUUCACUAAGGAGUAGAACUGCAGCCUUGACAGAUGUCAGGAUUAGGACAAUGAAUGAAGUCAUAACUGGUAUGAGGAUAAUAAAGAUGUAUGCCUGGGAAAAAUCAUUUUCAGAACUAGUUAGCAGUAUAAGAAGGAAGGAGAUUUCCAUGGUUCUUAAAAGCUCCUAUCUUCGAGGAUUGAACUUGGCAUCGUUCUUUGUUGCAAGCAAAAUAACAGUUUUUAUGACUUUCAUGACAUAUGUACUACUUGGCAAUGUUAUUUCUGCAAGCCGGGUGUUUGUGGCAAUGUCACUGUAUGGUGCAGUGAGACUGACUAUCACUCUCUUCUUCCCUGCGGCUGUUGAGAGAGCAUCUGAGGCACUGAUCAGCAUACGACGAAUCAAGAACUUUCUAAUACUUGAUGAGAUUUCACAGUUCAAUCCGCAGUUGGAGAAUAGCAAUGAAAAUGUCGUACUUCAUGUUCAAGACUUGACUUGUUAUUGGGAUAAGAGUUUGGAAAUCCCAACCCUUCAGCAACUUUCUUUUACUGUCAGACCAGGUGAAUUAUUGGCUGUGAUUGGCCCUGUAGGAGCUGGGAAAUCAUCUCUCUUAAGUGCUGUCCUCGGCGAACUGCCUAAAGAUAAAGGUUUGAUGGAUGUUAGAGGAAGAAUAGCCUAUGUUUCUCAACAGCCAUGGGUAUUUCCUGGCACCGUGAGAAGUAAUAUACUAUUUGGUAGAGAAUAUGAGAGAGAAAAGUAUGAAAAAGUUCUAAAAGUUUGUGCUCUUAAAAAAGACAUGGAUUUGUUAGAAGAUGGUGACCUAACUGUGAUAGGAGAUCGUGGCGCUACACUGAGUGGCGGUCAGAAAGCCCGUGUAAAUCUUGCCAGAGCAGUGUAUCAAGAUGCAGACAUCUACCUCUUGGAUGAUCCACUGAGUGCAGUAGAUGCAGAAGUUAGCAGACACUUGUUUGAAAAGUGUAUUUAUCGGGCCUUGCACCAAAAGGUCUCUAUUUUAGUGACUCAUCAGUUGCAGUACCUCCAUGCUGUAAACCAGAUUUUGAUUUUAAAAGAGGGUAAAAUGGUGGGGAAAGGGACCUAUUCAGAGUUCCUGAAUUCUGGAAUCGAUUUUGCUUCCCUUUUGAAAAAAAAUGAAGAGGUUGAACAGUCACCAAUUCCUGGAAUCCCCACUAUGAAGUCAGCAAGGAACCGCACCUUUUCACAGUCCUCUGUCUGGUCACAAGAUUCCUUGGUGCAGUCACAGAAAGAUGGAACAGUAGAUCAGCCACCUACUGAACCUUUGGUGACUGCACUGCCAGAAGAGAGCCGGUCUGAGGGAAAAAUAAACUUCAAGAUUUACAGGAAAUAUUUUGCUGCUGGAGCAAACUACUUUGUAAUUUUUAUACUUUUACUUCUAAAUAUUUUGGCACAGGUUGCUUAUGUGCUUCAGGAUUGGUGGCUUUCAUACUGGUCAAACCAGCAAGAAAAGCUGAAUGUCACAGCACAUGGAAAUAGUGGAAUGAAUGAGACUAGACAUCUAGAUCUUAGCUUCUAUUUAGGAAUAUAUGCAGGAUUGACGAUGGCUACCGUACUGUUUGGCAUAGUGAGAAGUCUGUUGGUAUUCACAGUUCUUGUGAAUGCUGGUCAAACUUUGCACAACAAAAUGUUUCAAUCACUUUUGAAAGCUCCAGUGUUGUUCUUUGACAGAAACCCUAUAGGGAGAAUCUUAAAUCGUUUCUCUAAAGAUAUUGGCCAUCUGGAUGAUUUGCUUCCACUGACAAUUUUGGACUUCAUACAGACUCUCCUACAGAUUUUUGGCGUGGUAGCUGUGGCUGUGGCAGUGAUUCCUUGGAUCCUCAUCCCUUUAGUUCCACUUUGUAUUCUUUUCAUUUUUCUUCGACGGUAUUUCUUAGACACAGCGAGAGAUAUUAAACGUCUGGAGUCCACAACUCGAAGUCCAGUGUUCUCCCACUUGUCAACAUCUCUUCAGGGACUUUGGACAAUUCGUGCUUUCAGAGCAGAGCAAAGAUUCCAAAAAUUAUUUGAUGCUCACCAAGAUCUUCACUCAGAGGCUUGGUUUCUGUUUUUGACUACCUCCCGAUGGUUUGCUGUGCGGCUGGAUGCCAUCUGUGCCAUCUUUGUUAUAGUGGUUGCCUUUGGUUCCCUGCUUCUCGCAAAGACUCUAGAUGCAGGACAGGUUGGCUUGGCAUUGUCCUAUGCAAUCACGCUCAUGGGAAUGUUCCAGUGGGGAGUUAGGCAAAGUGCUGAAGUUGAAAAUCUGAUGAUCUCAGUAGAAAGAGUAAUGGAAUACACAGAACUUGAAAAGGAAGCUCCUUGGGAGUCCAACAAACAUCCACCAGCUGAAUGGCCAAGCCAAGGAGUGAUAGCCUUUGAAAAUGUUAACUUUACUUACAGCUUAGAUGGACCCUUGGUGUUGAGGCACUUGUCUGUUCUAAUUAAAUCAAAAGAAAAGGUUGGAAUUGUGGGACGAACAGGAGCUGGAAAGAGCUCUUUGAUAGCAGCCCUCUUUCGGUUGGCUGAACCCAAAGGAAGAAUUUGGAUUGAUAAGUACUUAACAUCAGAACUGGGACUUCAUGACUUGCGGAAGAAAAUUUCAAUCAUACCUCAGGAGCCCGUUCUGUUCACUGGAACGAUGAGAAAAAACUUGGAUCCUUUCAAUGAAUACACUGAUGAAGAGCUGUGGAAUGUCUUGGAAGAGGUGCAACUGAAGGAGGCUGUGGAAGAACUUCCUGAUAAAAUGGAGACACAGUUGGCAGAAUCUGGAUCUAAUUUUAGUGUUGGUCAGAGACAGCUCGUGUGCCUUGCCAGGGCAAUUCUCAAAAAAAAUAAAAUUCUGAUUAUUGACGAAGCAACAGCAAAUGUGGACGCAAGAACGGAUGAGUUGAUUCAAAAGACAAUCCGUGAAAAGUUUGCCCAGUGCACUGUGCUGACCAUUGCACACAGGUUGAACACCAUUAUCGACAGUGACAAGAUUAUGGUUUUAGAUGCAGGAAGACUAAAAGAAUAUAAUGAGCCAUACAUUUUGCUACAAGAAAAAGAGAGCCUGUUCUACAAGAUGGUGCAACAAGUGGGCAAGGCUGAAGCUGCUGCUCUGAUUGAAACAGCAAAACAGGUCUACUUCAGUAAAAAUUACCCAGAAGUUAUUCAGAAUGGUCAAGUUGUCACAGAUUCUUCAAUAGAUGCUGCCUCAGGAUUAAUCUUAUGUGAAACUGCCCUGUGAUCCAGCGUAGACGUGAUUGCUUUCUAUAGAAUGCAAACCGGAAACCAUCUCAACUGGAUGACUGACAGUGUUUAGAGUGGAGCUUUUUGCACUAGACAGAAUCAUAUUUAAUAUUAAGAAAAAUGUUUCAUCUAGCUCUUUCUUUGAUUUUAAAUACAUUUCCAUUGCUAAAGGAAUUAGGCAGACCUAGGGUUUUUUUUUGAAAGUUACAUUGCAAAGACUUUCAUAUUUAAAUCACAGAUGCAAGGCAUCUAACAAUUCCGGGGUGCAGUUUUAGAGGUUGUUAGAAAACCUGGAGUUUCUCUAUUUUCCCAUUUGGAAAGAAUGUAAAAUCAAUUUGUUUAGUGUCACUUUAAAAUUUGUCUUACAGCAGUUUUGAUAAUAUAACACACCAUUUUCUAAUGCAAUACUUAUUAUAUACUCCAUCUUUUUAAAGCAGUUUUGCAAACUGGCAGAAACAAGAACUGAACCAACCAAAAAUAUAUUUUUAUAGAGAUAAGUUCACAUAUUGUUGUAAAUAUAAAUUUUAAAAUUAAAACGUAAUACAGAUAUGGUGUGUAGAAAUUAAUGUAAAAAUUUCAGUUUUGCUUUGCUGAGAUCCAAAUGCUGAAAAUCAAUAUCAAUCUACUGUAUUUUAGAAGAAAAUGGUUGCAUUUUGCUUAUAUUUUGCACUGCACCAAUAUUUAAAUAAUUUAAUAUACAUUCCUCUUUUUAUCCAGCUAAUCAAAGAAAAAAGUAUUAAAUUAACUAGAGGAAAUACUUAUUGAAAGACUUGUCAUCAGUAAACACUAUGUAAUGAAAAGUUAUCUUCUGCAAAACACAUUGUGAAAAUGUAUACGUUAUUUGCAUUUAUUGUGCCUUAAUACAAUUGAAGCCAAAUCUCCACCUGCAGAGUACACAGCAAAUUCAUUAAAUAUACUUUUUUAUUUUACUGUUUUAAAUUAAGGCAUUUAAAAAAUUUGCAUCAGGAAUUCUGUUUAAAUGAAGCUUUGUGAAGUUGCCAUUUCAGCUCUUAUGGAUAGAAAACUAUCACUUGUAAUUUUGACAGUUUCAGAGUGGUAGCCGUGUUUAGUCUGUAUCAGCAGAAAUAACAAGGAAUCCUUGUGGCACCUUUAGAGACUAACA
Gopherus evgoodei (Goodes thornscrub tortoise) is the source of this 5243-nucleotide messenger RNA. RefSeq names its product ATP binding cassette subfamily C member 4 (gene ABCC4). Gene Ontology annotation, molecular function: ATP binding; ABC-type transporter activity; ATP hydrolysis activity. The transcript has 32 exons. NCBI's taxonomy places the organism in Eukaryota, Metazoa, Chordata, Testudines, Testudinidae. The record is from RefSeq and is a predicted model, not a curated record. Gene Ontology annotation, cellular component: plasma membrane. Bases 195 to 4118 code for a protein of 1307 amino acids. Gene Ontology annotation, biological process: transmembrane transport.